CCGAGCUGCCGCGGCAGCGGCGGGGGCGUCCGGGUGGUGUGCGCGCCUGUGGGGCGCAGGCUCGGCAGCGGCGGCGGCGCGGCGGCUCAGUCUACGGCGGCAGCGGCCCGUCUGGAGCGGCCGCGGUGAGGACGCCAGCUGCGGCGGGGGAGGCGCAGCCGGGACUGCGCGCUCCGCGGAGCCGGCGGGGACCGGGAACAGGUGAUCCUAGCAGGAACCCGGAGCCCUACCGAGUUGGCUGGGCGGGAGCCCGCACUCCCGGGCGCAGCUGCAGCCGCCCCCCCGCGGCUGGUCGCGAAAGGCGCCGGGCUCCAGACAGGCGGCCUGACAUCCCUCGGCUCCCGGGGUCCCAGGAAGCCCCCUGCUCCGCAGGCUCAGAAGUGCCUGCCCUCUCUCCCUGGCGCCCGCUCUGCGGCGGAGCAAAGUUGUAGACGUGUCCCGAUAGCCAAGCCCCGCCACUGUCGCGACCCGGCCGGGUCGGCGCGCUCUCGGAGCGCAGCUGACACGCCGGCCCCGCCGCCGCCUCUUCCCCGGAGCCGACCCCCUCUGGAAACUGCUUCUGAGGCUAAAACUUUGGGCCGAGGGGCUGAGGGCGGCUCGGCGCGGGGACGAGGCCUGCGUGCGCCCCUCCGCGCCGACAGCCUGGGCGCCGCGGACGGCAUGUGACGGCCCCGGCGGCCGCCGCAGCGCGGGAAGGCGCGGGCCCUGCGGGCUCCGGCCGCUGCGAGGAGGGGCCGCGCGGCGGCCGGAGGGAAGGCUGCGGCGCGCGGUCGACCCUUGCGGGCCCGGGCCCCGAGCCGUGCCGCCUCGCUCGCCCGGGCCCCGCCGAGGCUGCUGCUCCCCCGUCCCGGCGCGGGAGGACUCGCUCCAAACUCCCUGAACUUCAGGAGCAGCCCCCGCAGGGCGAAACUCUCAGGGACCCCCGCCCCGGGCGGCGCCCCUCGACGACCUCCCCUCGCCGAGCCCCCUGCUGACAAGUGCCUGGACUCCCAGGGCCUCAGGGGCCCGGCCGGUCUGACUGUCCCCAGCCCCGUGCCCAGCAACGAUGCUCAUGAGGAAAGUGCCCGGCUUCGUCCCGGCCUCCCCGUGGGGGCUGCGGCUGCCGCAGAAGUUCCUCUUCCUUCUCUUCCUCUCCGGCCUCGUCACCCUGUGCUUCGGGGCCCUGUUCCUGCUGCCCAACUCCUCUCGCCUCAAGCGCCUCUUCCUGGCCCCCCGGACCCAGCAGCCCGGCCUGGAGGCAGUGGCCCAAGUCGCCGGCCACCCCCUGACCCGCGAGCAGGAGUCGCCUCCCAACCCGGCCCCCGCGGCUCCAGCCCCGGGUGAGGACGACCCCAGGAGCCAAGCCAGUCCCCGCCGCAGGAAAGGGUGGCUGCGGCGCACCCGCCCCACCGGGCCGCGGGAGGAGGCCACGGCGGCCCGGGGCAGCGGCGCCACGGCCCUCAGACCGCAGGAGGGGAGCAUCCCCUCUACCUUUGACUUCAACGCGUUCCGGAGCCGCCUCCGCCACCCGGUCCUGGGCACUAGGGCCGACAAGAGUAAGGAGCCCCAGAGCCUAGUUCAAAGCCAGCGGGAGAAAAUCAAGGAGAUGAUGCAGUUCGCCUGGCAGAGCUACAAGCGCUAUGCGAUGGGGAAAAACGAGCUCCGGCCCCUCACAAGAGACGGCUACGAGGGCAACAUGUUCGGAGGCCUCAGCGGGGCAACGGUCAUUGAUUCCCUCGACACCCUCUACCUCAUGGAGCUGAAGGAGGAGUUCCAGGAGGCCAAGGCCUGGGUGGAAGAGAGCUUCCACCUGAACGUGAGUGGAGAAGCAUCCUUGUUCGAAGUGAACAUCCGGUACAUCGGAGGACUUCUCUCGGCCUUCUACCUGACAGGAGAGGAGGUGUUCCGAAUAAAGGCCAUCAAGCUGGGAGAGAAACUCUUGCCGGCCUUCGAUACCCCCACGGGAAUCCCAAAAGGCGUGGUGAACUUCAAAAGCGGCUCCAACAGGAGCUGGGGCUGGGCCAUGGCAGGGAGUAGCAGCAUCCUGGCGGAGUUUGGGUCCCUGCACUUGGAGUUCCUACACCUCACCCAGCUCUCUGGCAACCAGGUCUUCGCAGAAAAGGUCAGGAACAUCCGAAAGGUCCUUAGGGAUAUUGACAAGCCCUUCGGCCUCUACCCCAACUUCCUCAGCCCGGUGAGCGGGAACUGGAUGCAACACCAUGUCUCGGUUGGAGGACUCGGGGACAGUUUUUACGAAUAUUUGAUCAAAUCCUGGCUGAUGUCGGCCAAGACAGAUAUGGAGGCUAAAGAUAUGUACUACGAAGCCUUGGAGGCAAUAGAGACCCACUUGCUGAAUGUCUCUCCCGGGGGGCUGACCUACAUUGCUGAGUGGCGAGGGGGGAUUCUGGACCACAAGAUGGGGCACCUGGCCUGUUUCUCCGGGGGCAUGAUCGCCCUCGGCGCUGAGGAUGCCAAGGAAGAAAAGAGGGCCCACUACCGAGAGCUCGCAGCCCAGAUCACCAAGACGUGCCACGAAUCGUACGCCCGCUCAGAUACCAAACUGGGGCCCGAAGCCUUCUGGUUUAACUCAGGCAGAGAGGCCGUGGCCACGCAGACGAGCGAGAGCUACUACAUCCUGCGGCCCGAGGUGGUGGAGAGUUACAUGUACCUGUGGCGGCAGACCCACGACCCCAUCUACAGGGAGUGGGGCUGGGAAGUGGUGAUGGCCUUGGAGAAAUACUGUCGGACGGAAGCCGGGUUCUCUGGGAUCCAAGACGUAUACAGUAAGGUUCCCGACCACGACAACAAGCAGCAGACUUUCUUUCUAGCGGAGACACUGAAGUACCUCUAUCUUCUGUUCUCUGAAGAUGACAUGCUCUCCCUGGAAGACUGGGUGUUCAACACGGAGGCCCACCCGCUCCCCGUGAGCCGCUCGGACAGCUCCGGCAGGGGCGGGGCCUGACUCCCACCCGUCGCCCUGCCGCUCCGGGCCCACCUCUGCGGGAUCUGGGGCUGUUCUCGAACGGAUUGGAGAUGUGGGCCCCUGCCUGGCGGGCCCGGCAGAUGUGUUGGACGAGCAACUUCUUUUCCUCUGUGAGGAGACAGGACUCGGAGACACAGCGAUGGCACACGGGGCCCAGACGUUCCUUUCCACGGAGAAUUUCUGUGAAACCUGCUCACUUGCCAUUCCAGGGCCAAAGCACCGGAGGUUUGCAUUGCAGCCUCGUGUAUUUGAUUCACUUCCUUUCGUUUUGGAGGUUUCUUUGGUUUUUGCUUGAUUUUGCCUUUUCUCUACAGUUGUGUUUUCUCACAGAUUUUAAAUAUAGUUUUCAAAAUCAUG
This is a messenger RNA of Balaenoptera acutorostrata (minke whale), 3319 nucleotides long. RefSeq names its product mannosidase alpha class 1C member 1 (gene MAN1C1). Gene Ontology annotation, biological process: carbohydrate metabolic process; N-glycan processing. Gene Ontology annotation, cellular component: endoplasmic reticulum; Golgi membrane; extracellular exosome. The transcript has 12 exons. The record is from RefSeq and is a predicted model, not a curated record. Lineage: Eukaryota; Metazoa; Chordata; Mammalia; Artiodactyla; Balaenopteridae. The coding region runs from base 1046 to 2941 and encodes 631 amino acids. Gene Ontology annotation, molecular function: mannosyl-oligosaccharide 1,2-alpha-mannosidase activity; calcium ion binding.